This is a messenger RNA of Cylicocyclus nassatus, 1407 nucleotides long. The record is from the annotation of a GenBank genome assembly. NCBI's taxonomy places the organism in Eukaryota, Metazoa, Nematoda, Chromadorea, Rhabditida, Strongylidae.
AUGGAUAACAUCACGCUGCUCAACACGACCCACGAGGAAGUGCCGACGGGCAGUUCUCGAGCAACUUUGAAGCUUAGCCUGUCAGUCGCUUAUAUUAUUCUAUUUAUUGUCGGAACCAUUGGAAAUGGGAUCGUCAUAGUAAUGAUUAUCAAUGUGCUCACAUCGAUGCGAAGAACAGCUCGACGAGGGAAACGAAAAAGUCUCUCGAACACCAAUCAUGUGUUCAUUUAUGUGCUAGGUUUAUCAAUCGUCGACCUUGUCGUUAUACUUCACUUGCCUUUUCUGGUCGUUGACCUCUUGAAAGGAGAAUGGUUGUUUGGGACAGCCAUGUGCAAGCUAUAUUGGUUCGGCGAAAGUAUUAGCAAGCUAUUGAGCUCAUUUAUCAUGACAGUGCUUAGUUGGGAUCGGUACCUGGCUGUCUGCAGUCCUGUCAAGUCGAUGAGGAUUCGUAGCAAUUGUGUGGCAUUGCUAGUGAUGUUUAUUUGCUCAAUUCUUGCUGUGAUUCUUCUACUGCCUGUUCUGAUACAAUCUGCAGUAUUCAAAAUUGAUAAGAUGAGCAUGAUGCCAUUACAAGAUGACACAGAUGAGCAUAGAUUAUCUGAUCUCCAUGGCACAACAAUAUCGAAAUGCAUAUUUGACUCAGAUGCAAUGUUCACACUCUACACUUUUAUGACUGGAUUCGUUUUUCCAGCGAUUUUAAUUACACUAUUCUACUCACGGGUUAUAUGUAAAGUGCAAGAGUCAUCGCGCAAUAUGCGGAUAGUGCGAACAUUGCCUGAGCAGGGGAAGAGGGAUGUUUCCACUCAUCGGGUACAGCAGGUCACGAAGCGAAUCGUAGCUGUGAUUCUGUUCUACUUCCUUUGCUGGACACCACAAUGGGCAUUGAAUCUGAUGACGCAGUUCAAUCUUAUUCAUGUCUCAUGGAUGACGCCAGCACUUUCCGCAAUGUUCUUUGUGGCUCACCUAUUGGUAUGCUUCAACUCAGCAGCCAAUCCAGUGCUAUACGCACUGAUCAAUCGAGAACUUCGCCAGCAGCACGUCAUGGCAAUGGCACGAAAACGGCAAUCGUUCACUCAUGCCACCCACGGAGCUCUAGAGUUCGUCGCUCGUCACACCCACAAAAUUUCGCAAAAUGUGCCAAGAGGUUCGGCAGCAUUAAGUGUUGUGUCGAUCGACAUGAAAAGGAAUUCAUUAUUACAGCGUAUUAGAAGAAGUGUUAUUUUCAGACUCGCCGGUGUAAAGUCAACGUUCUUGCAAGCUUCUUCGAAAAUACCAUCACCUUCUCGUGCGUCGGAGGUAUCGAAUGAACCUUUGAAGGAAUCGCUGUUAAUCACACCCACGUCGUCAAAUGCUGCCACGAUGAAUAUACCAGAAAUUACAAUAACAGACAACGAUGAUUACCUGUAA